AUGUGGGCUUGUGACCCAGCUUUAGUCUCAGAAGUGGUGAACAGUUACCGAGCAGUCGGACCCGUAUUUUUUCAGACUCUGCAGAGUUUACUAGUGGCACAAUGUGCAUUGGUGGGGGACCAUGUAUGGCCUCCUGAUGCUGUGGAUGCGGUCCUUAAUGAUCCCAACUACGACUUCAUAGUGGUGGGAGCCGGCUCCGCAGGCGCAGUGGUCGCUAAUCGGCUCAGUGAGAUAUCGGAUUGGAAAGUAUUACUAGUCGAAGCUGGUGGUGAUCCCAAUUUGGCCACAGAGAUUCCGGCAGCUAUAUGCAAUAACAUCAAUAGCGUUGCGGAUUGGGCCUACAAACCGCAGCCUCAAGAAUUAGCCUGCAGAGGAUAUAAACAAAAUCGCUGCGCGUGGCCUCGCGGGAAGACUUUAGGAGGUAGCAGUAGUAUCAAUGCUAUGUACUACGUCAGAGGAAAUAAAUUAGAUUACGAUGAAUGGGCUGCUAAUGGUAACACAGGUUGGAGUUAUGAAGAAGUGUUACCGUAUUUUAUUAAAAGUGAAAACAUUUCGACAACUUUAACCGAUGAAAAUAAAAAGUAUCAUGGAAAGGGUGGCUAUUUACACGUAAAUAGAAAUGAAUUUAGGCAUCCAAUAGAAGAAAUGAUAUUAAGCGGUAUGAAUGAAAUUGGCGUAAACGAAAUAGAUGACUCAAACGGCGCAAAUCAAAUGGGUGCCUCCAUAGCAUAUAAUACUAUCAAAGAUGGCAUACGACAUAGUACAGCGAGGGCAUUUUUAAGUGUUAUUAAAGAUAGACGAAAUUUACAUGUACUCAAAGAUGCCUAUGUUACAAAAAUCCUGUUUCAUCCUAACACAAAUAAAAUGAAAGGAGUAUUAAUACAAAAAGAUGGAAAAGAAAUACAAGUCAUUGCAAAGAAAGAGUUGAUAAUAUCAGCUGGAUCUAUUAACACACCACAACUACUUAUGUUAUCAGGAAUUGGUCCAAGAAAACAUUUAGAAAGUUUGGAUAUUGAAGCAAUAGCAGAUCUACCGGUUGGUGAAAAUUUACAAGAUCACGUAUUUUUCCCUAUUUAUUACAGUUCUCCAACAAACCUAAUUCUUACGUCAUUUGAUAAUAUUGGAACAGGAUUUUUAGAUUAUAUGUUUACUAAUAAAGGAAUGUUAGCUGAUACUACACCUAGCAGAGUAAUCGCUUUUGUCAACGCCUCUGAUCAAGAUGCUAUAACUCCUGAAGUGCAAUAUCAUUUUCCAGUUUAUACACCUCGAUUAAUAAAUUUCUUUGACAUCUACGGUUCACAUGGUUUUAAAGAUAACAUCCAGAAAUCGUUUCAAGACAUAAAUGAAAGUAAAUUUAUAGUAGCUAUUUUAAACACAUUGUUAAAGCCAAAAUCAAAGGGUACAAUAUUGCUUAAGAGUAAAAAUCCAAAUGAACAUCCUCUUAUAUUUGCUAAUUAUUUUCAAGAGCCUAAAGACCUUGAAGUUUUAAUACAGAAUGCAAAGAAAUUCAGCUUAACAUUAGAGAACACGAAAGCUUUCAAGUCUGGCAAUUACAGUUUAGAAUGGCUGGAUGUAGAAGAAUGCAGAAAAUUUGACAAGGCAUCAGAUGAAUUUUUAGAGUGUUACGCUAGGGAAGUAACAUUUUCUUUGUAUCAUCCAGUUGGAACAGCUAAAAUGGGACCUGAUGGUGACGAGACAGCAGUCGUAGAUCCUGAACUGAGACUUCGGAAAGUAGAGGGCAUCAGAGUAAUAGAUGCAAGUAUCAUGCCAACUAUUGUCAGUGGUAACACUAACGCGCCUACUAUUAUGAUAGGUGAGAAGGGAGCAUCCAUGAUAAAGACUUUUUGGUUGAAGAAUAAAUAACACCAAUAUUACUAGAUUUUAGACUUCGUUAUUUAUUAAAACAUUAUGAUCUUUAGAAGCCCGACAGAAAAACUGCUGGGG
Papilio xuthus (Asian swallowtail) is the source of this 1944-nucleotide messenger RNA. Its product is annotated as glucose dehydrogenase [FAD, quinone]-like. Gene Ontology annotation, molecular function: flavin adenine dinucleotide binding; oxidoreductase activity, acting on CH-OH group of donors. The record is from RefSeq and is a predicted model, not a curated record. The transcript has 3 exons. Bases 1 to 1863 code for a protein of 620 amino acids. NCBI's taxonomy places the organism in Eukaryota, Metazoa, Arthropoda, Insecta, Lepidoptera, Papilionidae.